Molecule: messenger RNA, 1709 nt
Organism: Neohortaea acidophila
Lineage: Eukaryota; Fungi; Ascomycota; Dothideomycetes; Mycosphaerellales; Teratosphaeriaceae
Product: CRAL-TRIO domain-containing protein
Exons: 1
Coding region: 125-1414 (429 amino acids)
Molecular function (GO): phosphatidylinositol transfer activity
Source: RefSeq, a predicted model, not a curated record
CCACCCACCCACCGCCCAAAGACUUUUUCCCGGCUGCUCUAACCCCUACUCUCCCCGCACCCUCCCUCCCUCCUCCCUGACCUCCGCGCCACGCACACGUGGGUGACAGCAUCAUAGAGAGGCAAUGGCGGAAGCGAGCGUGACCCCCAAUCCGGUCAUCAGCGUCAAUGGCACGCCGACCGAAAAGACCGCGGAUGACACUCUGGUGCGGCCUUCGUUGCCUGCGUCCCGCACAGAGUCCUUUCACUCCGCCGUAUCGUCCUUCAAUUCCACCGACGUCAAUGGCGUGUCAAAGGGCGCGUCUACCAAUGAUACCCCCGCCAGCAGCACCAAUGCAUCCGAGCCGGAAGAGGAGGACUUCAAGAUCCCAACCGACGGCCCGUUAAAGGUCCCCAUACCGAAGCCGCUGCCCAAGUCGAAAGUGCCGCCGCAAACACCGCUCACUCCCGACCAAGCAUCGAAGUAUGCCACCGUCCUUGCCAAAGUUUCGACGUGGAAGACGCUGCCUAUGUCGACGGCCAAGAAGGCGACACAAGAACCCCUCACAGAUGGCGAACGCAUGUGGCUCACCCGCGAGUGCCUGUUACGAUAUCUGCGCGCGACCAAGUGGAACGUCAACCAAGCUCUCGUUCGUCUGCAAAGCACACUGACGUGGCGGAGAGAGUAUGGCGCGGACACGUUCACCUUCGACUACAUCUCCCCCGAAAAUGAGACGGGGAAGCAGGUGAUUAUGGGGUACGACAACGACGCCCGGCCGUGCUUAUAUCUCAACCCAGCCAAGCAAAACACGGACAUGUCCGAUCGACAGAUUCACCACCUCUGCUUCAUGCUCGACCGAACGGUGGAUAUGAUGCCUCCCGGGCAGGAGAAUGCGACACUCCUCAUCAACUUCAAGGGUGCUUCGAGCGGGAAAACGCCGACCGUCGGCCAGGCGCGCGCAGUGCUCAACAUCCUGCAAAAUCACAACCCUGAACGUCUAGGCCGAGCUCUGAUCUCUCAACUACCCUGGUAUGUUAGUACCUUCUUCAAGCUGAUCAGCCCGUUCAUCGAUCCGGUGACCCGGGAGAAGAUGAGAUUCAACGAGGAUCUGCGCGAUUAUAUCCCGGCAGAGAACUUGUGGAAUCAUCACGAGGGGGACCUGAAUUUUGAGUACGAUCACAGCGUGUACUGGCCCGCGCUGCAGAAAGACGUGGAGCGUCGGAGGGCGGCGGCAACACAACGAUGGGAGAAGGCCGGCAAGCUGAUUGGGGAGUAUGAAGAGUAUCUCCGUGGCGGAAACCACCGGAGCUUGCAGCAGGAGCUGGAUGCUUACAAGCCCACCCCCGAUCCGACGCCCGAUCGAACGCCGCACGACAGCCAGGCGAAUCUGGUCUCGGGGUUGGAGAAGAUGAAGAUUCAGGAAGCGAAUGCUUGAUUCUCCCGGUUGAUCUUUGGUAUUCUGCACAGCGGUGGCGUUUGUUCGGAUAUUGCAUGCAAAGACGUGGAACUUGGCGUAGAGGAGGCGGUGUUUGUGCCAUUCCGUUUUGCUGGGCUGUCGACUGUACAGCAGGACAUUGUACAUAACCACGAGACGCGACGCUUAUGCUUCAACAGUACAGUGGGAAUAGCGAUGAUUUUAUCAGUCUCGAACCCGCGCUUGAUUAGGUCAGCAUUCAUUCCCCAACAUGAAGCUCCCCACACGCGGAGCGCAAUCGACAACUUGCCUUUCA